This is a messenger RNA of Cucurbita moschata (crookneck pumpkin), 1247 nucleotides long. RefSeq names its product mitogen-activated protein kinase kinase kinase 17-like. Gene Ontology annotation, biological process: protein phosphorylation. The record is from RefSeq and is a predicted model, not a curated record. Gene Ontology annotation, molecular function: ATP binding; protein kinase activity. The transcript has 2 exons. Lineage: Eukaryota; Viridiplantae; Streptophyta; Magnoliopsida; Cucurbitales; Cucurbitaceae. The coding region runs from base 158 to 1159 and encodes 333 amino acids.
UUCUCUCAGCCGCAGCCGCAGCCGCUUUAGUUUCCUCUGUUUCACCGCCGAAUUUCACGCGUUCUUAGAAUCUCCGCUGAUCACCGCCGCCUCUCUGUCGCACCGGGGAGGGAAUCGAGGUCGAUCCAUUCUGCAGAUUUCAUCUUUGAUUUAAACUAUGACGAAGUCCUGUGUUGUCUCACAAGUUAACCAACAAUGUCACAACAUUGUUAACCUGCACGAGUUCUUGAAAACAAAAAGAGGCAUCGUGAAGUGCGCAAAGAAGUCACAAUCGAGCACCAAUUGGAACAACAACGUGAAACACAACUACGGAAGAUUUGGUAACUUCGCAAUCGAAGAAUGUCACGGUUCAUUCUGGAUUGGCGAUCGCCUCAUUCGCAGAAGUGGAUCUGGCCUUGUUUUCUUGGCCAAAAACAAAUCAUCCACCAACUCAAAUUCAGAGUUUCUUGUCAAAUCUUGUUUAAUGGAAUCAUCUUCUUCACUCCAAUACGAGAAGGAAGUGCUAUGCAAUCUAGGGCCAUGCUCUAAUCUAGUGCGUUGUUACGGAGACGAAAUAACGAUGAGCAAAUCAGGCGAACAGAUUUACAAUGUCGUGUUCGAGUAUUGCUGUGGCUCAAGCCUGCGUGAUCACAUUAUCAAAUUUGGACGUAAUGGAUUACCAGAACCCAUAGUUCGCAAGUACACAAGAGACAUUGUUCGUGGACUCUGUUACAUGCAUUGCAAUGCUGGUUACAUUCACGGUGACAUAAAACCAAGAAACAUCUUACUAUCACCAAGUGAUCAUAAAGGUGGUUGUUUGGUGGCUAAGUUAGCUAGUUUUGGGUUAGCUAGGAAGCUCACUCCUGAAGUGUUAUGCGACGAGGAAAUCAGUGGUUCAGGAUCAUACAUAGCGCCAGAGUUGGCCAAAGAUGGCUAUCUAGACUGGCCUGCUGACAUUUGGGCACUUGGAUGCGUGGUGCUAGAGAUGUUGACUGGAAAACCAGCAUGGAGCUUUGAAAGUGCUUAUAAUUAUCUAAUGAACUGCAACCAGGAGAUACCAGAAAUCCCAAGUAAGAUAUCAAGUGCUGGAAGAGAUUUUGUAAAAAGGUGUUUGAUCAGAAGUCCAUACAAAAGAAGACCCACUUGGCUGUUAGUCAAACAUCCUUUUGUUGCUGAAUGAAGGUAGUAGUAAUAUAGAUCUUUGUAACUUGUAAGCAAUUUGUGAAGGAAAGCCAAUGAAAAUGAAAAUGUAUUACUCAUUAUUGAAA